Molecule: messenger RNA, 2408 nt
Organism: Saccoglossus kowalevskii
Lineage: Eukaryota; Metazoa; Hemichordata; Enteropneusta; Harrimaniidae
Molecular function (GO): nucleic acid binding; ATP binding; RNA helicase activity
Source: RefSeq, a predicted model, not a curated record
AAUUUCAAGAUGGCGGCUAACAUUGUGCAAGUGAUCGAUACUGUCGAUAUGACGAAGUCCUCGGAAGAGAAGCGAGUACGGAAGGAGAAGAAAGUCAAAACUAAUAACGACUCCAGGAGUUUAAACGGGAGUUUAUCACGUGAAAUGAAGAAAAAUAUUAAGAGGAGGGAACUAUCAACAAACACAUCAGCAUCUACACUGGAACGUAGUGACCCUGAAAAGUUGGCCAGAUUGAAGAAACUGAGAAAGAGAAAGAAACUGAUGCAGCUGCAGUUGCUCAAACAAAAACAAAAGAUGUUGAGAAAAAAGGAAAAAAGAAGAAAAAAAGAUGAUGAUGAAGAGAAUGAAGUCUCAAUUAAAGUACAAAAGCUGUCUAAAGACGAUAAUGUACACAGUUCUGAAGCUGUGGAUUCUACACUCAACGACAGUGAUGAGGAAGAGCAAGAUGUGGGUCAGAGUGACUUGUUGCAAGAGGAGAGAGAACCUGCUGAUGGAGAAUCCUCCAAUGAUGGAGAUGAUGAUGAUGACAACGAUGAGCAAGAAAAAAAUGGUGGGGAAGAUGACUCAAAGGAGAAAAAAAGAGAAUUCUCAAAGGGUGAUGGAAGUAGUAAACUUGGAGACAGUGAUGGUCCCAAAGUCCAAGAGUGGUUAACGAAUAUCUUGACAGACAGUAAGUUUUCAUCGUUGGCAGACCGUGUUUCCGAGUUAACACUGAAAGGUAUUGUCGAUAUGGGAUUUACUCACAUGACAGAGAUUCAGUCGAAAAGUAUACCACAUUUAUUGGAAGGAAGGGAUCUUCUGGCAGCGGCCCAAACAGGUAGUGGCAAAACGUUAGCAUUUCUAAUCCCCUGUAUUGAACUCUUACACAAAUUGAAAUUUAUGCCGCGGAACGGUACUGGCGUAAUAAUCAUAUCGCCGACAAGGGAAUUGUCUAUGCAGACGUACGGCGUGCUGAGAGAAGUGUUAAAAUACCAUUACCAUACAUUUGGUUUGAUUAUGGGAGGAGCGAACCGAGCUGAAGAGUCAAAGAAAUUAGGCAAAGGUGUUAAUAUUGUUGUAGCAACACCGGGACGAUUAUUGGAUCAUUUACAGAAUUCACCUCAAUUUAUGUACAAAAAUCUACAAUGUUUGGUGAUAGACGAAGCUGAUAGGAUAUUGGAAGUGGGUUUUGAAGAGGAAAUGAAACAGAUUAUGAAAUUAUUACCAAAAAGACGGCAGACAAUGCUGUUUUCAGCGACCCAGACAAAAAAAAUAGAAAAUUUGGCGAGACUUUCGCUAAAAACACAGCCUGUGUAUGUUGGUGUGGAUGAUACUAAAGAAAAAGCCACAGUGGAAGGAUUAGAACAAGGCUAUGUGGUGUGUACGUCAGAAAAACGAUUUCUUCUGCUUUUCACAUUUUUGAAGAAGAACCGUCGAAAGAAAGUGAUGGUGUUUUUUUCCUCGUGUAUGUCUGUGAAGUAUCACUGUGAACUUCUCAACUAUAUUGACCUGCCGGUCAUGUCCAUCCAUGGUCGACAAAAACAAACCAAGAGAACGCAGACGUUUUUCCAGUUUUGUAAUGCAUCAGAAGGAAUUCUGCUGUGUACUGAUGUUGCUGCUAGAGGUUUAGAUAUACCAGCAGUUGAUUGGAUAGUACAGUAUGAUCCUCCGGAUGACCCAAAGGAAUACAUUCACAGGGUUGGCCGCACAGCUAGAGGUAUCGAUGGGAGGGGACACGCUUUACUCAUAUUACGUCCUGAAGAGCUUGGUUUCUUGAGGUAUCUUAAAAAUGCGAAGGUUCCACUCAGUGAAUUUGAAUUUUCAUGGAACAAAAUUGCUAAUAUACAGUCACAGCUUGAGAGAUUGAUUGAGAAGAACUAUUUCCUUCACAAGUCGUCACAGGAAGCCUAUAAGUCGUAUGUCCGUGCUUACGAUUCACACAGUCUGAAACAUAUAUUUGAUGUAAAUACCCUGGAUUUACAGAAAGCCGCCCAGUCAUUUGGAUUUAAAGUACCGCCAAGUGUUGAUUUCAGCAUACAUGCUAGUAAAAAGGUGCAGAAGUCAAGGAGAGGAGCGCCCCCACCAGGCGCUGCUAUUCACAAUAGGAAAGCUGCCUUUAAAAGCAAGAUUUACCGACAUGUUGAUAACAAACCAAAAGGAAAACGUCAAUUCGCAAGAUAAUCACGACUAAACCACCCCUAUUUUUACAAUAAAAUAAUCUCUUGUAUAUGUUGAUUCUCUGGUUCCUUCCAAAAAAUUGGGAAUGCUAGGGGUGGUCACUUAAGAGUGGCAACAUUUGUAAUCAAGGGUUGUGAUCAUGGGCUCUUCCUGCCUCAAUAUUGCACUGUGUCUGUCAAUCAAUUUAUAACUUGUUACAACGACUGUUGCUUGACAAUUAAAAUUCAAUAUUUCAGAGAUCUACCUGAGAA